UAGCUUGACUUGAGCCUUGAGGGUCUUAUUCAGCCAAGUACAACAAUCGAUUGGAGACUCGUCCUCGCCCUCUUCCCAUUUUUCUUCUUCGCUUUUCUCGCUCAAAUAUUCCAUGCACAUAUUGCAAUAUUGAAUGCUCUCCCUGCGGCGGUACAAGGAGCAGGGAAUUGA
This is a messenger RNA of Drosophila eugracilis, 171 nucleotides long. RefSeq lists its product as uncharacterized. Lineage: Eukaryota; Metazoa; Arthropoda; Insecta; Diptera; Drosophilidae. The record is from RefSeq and is a predicted model, not a curated record.